Molecule: messenger RNA, 882 nt
Organism: Eufriesea mexicana
Lineage: Eukaryota; Metazoa; Arthropoda; Insecta; Hymenoptera; Apidae
Product: chymotrypsin-2
Exons: 5
Coding region: 1-882 (293 amino acids)
Biological process (GO): proteolysis
Molecular function (GO): serine-type endopeptidase activity
Source: RefSeq, a predicted model, not a curated record
AUGUUUUCGGAAAGCGUUAAAUCUUUUGUCGUUUUCGUCUUCGUUGCUGUAGUUGCCAACUAUAAUAUUUCCUGUGAUCCAAUUCCCGAUAUAUUGAUAACCAAUGAAUGGGAUUGGAACUAUACAACUAAUUCCUCGGAUUAUGAAUUAGAUGCGGAUAGAAUCGUCGGUGGCCAAUACGCAGCAACGAAUCAAUUUCCAUUUAUGGCCGUGGUGCAUCGAUUAAUGGGAAAUGGAAUUAUUUCACAAUGCGGUGGUACUAUUAUUUCUUCGAGAUGGGUAUUAACAGCAGGUCACUGCGUGGGGUCCGACUCAGCACAAUUCCUCGUGGUUUUCGGUAUUCGUAAUAAAGCCGGUAUAGGAUACAAUUAUUAUCAAGGACCCGGAGUAGCGAUGUUAACGGAUCAAGCUGUACUUCAUCCUGGUUAUAGAACGACCGUAAACGAUAUCGCAUUGUUGUAUAUGCCAAAGAAUAUUCCAUUCGGAAGAAAUAUUCGACCUAUUCAGCUUCCAGGUUAUAAGUACAUUAGCGAAACGUUCAAUGAUAGGAGAAGUAUGGUCAUAGGAUGGGGAAAAGAUAGCCCUGACGGGUUUGGAACAAAAUGGUUAAAGUAUGCGAUUUUACCAAUUAUUUCAAAUUACGAAUGUUCCUCAUACUGGGCCGUAACAAAGAAACACGUGUGUACUUCAGCAGCAUAUGAUCAAGACGCUUGUCAGGGUGACAGCGGCGGUCCUUUGAUCAUAAAAAAAAAUGGUAUUCCACUUCAAAUCGGAAUUGUUAGCUAUGGAGAUGGAAAUUGCCCUAGCGACAAGCCUGGCGUGUUCACGAGAGUCACAGCAUUCAUCGAUUGGAUUCAAGAACGUGUACUCGGUUAUCUUUAA